UUAUUUACCAGAAGUCCAGAGCUGAAUAUUCUCAUGCAUGAAUUGCUAACUGAACAGGUAUCAAACAGCGCUUAAAGCAGCAAUUAAAAAAAAUAAUAAAUUAAACAAAGUCAAAGAAGCGAAAGUAUCAAUAGUGUCAAAAGUGUCGCCAUUUGAAGCUAUAUACGGCGAACUAAUCUUAAAGGAAGGAAAAUUGAACACAGUUACUGAUAUGUUAACAGAAGUUGAGGAUGUGGUCGAUCGCUCUGAGGGUUUUGACGUUGAAUUCUGGAGCUCGCUGUUUGACAAUAUUCCGCAAAGAUUCGAAGAAGAAGAAAAAAUGUGGAAAGGUUUGGGGAAUUUGUUAUUCGAAAAGAGCAUUGAUGACGAGCCAGACGAGCCCAUUGGCACUGCGCGUUGGUUAUCAACGUUCUGUGGCUGCAAUAUCUGGCAACCGGACAAUUAUGGGCUAUCGGGACUUGAAAAAUUUUCAGAUUUUACCCCAAUGGGGCCGACGAAGUCUUUCAAAAAGAGAAAGAAUUCAAAGGAUUUGAAAAAAGCCAGGAAAAGGAUUGCAAGGUCAUGUUAUGGCUUGGAGUGUUUGGAUGUUGCAGCCGGUGACUGGAUGAACCGUUUGCAGAAGUCGCGUUAUUCCUUGAGGUCCAAUGAAAAGAGAAAGAAAACAUUGGCUGAAGCCAGAGAAAAGCUUAAAGCGUUACUUGAUGACAUGGAGGACAAGCCCGAAGCAACUGAUUACAACAGAACCAAUUCAUCGAAGAACGAGGUUUUUGGCCAAAAAUCCUGUACAGAACCAGAGGCCGAUGGCGAUGUGUUGCAGUCAGAACCAAAGUCGAGUUAUUCCUUGAGGUCUAAUGUAAAGGGAAAAAAUGCAUUAAAAGAAGCUAAAGGAAAGGGGCCGAAGUCUCGAAAAAAGGGGAAGAAUUCAAAGCAUUUGAAAAAAGCCAGAAAAAGGUCGCGUUAUUCGUUGCGGUCCAGUGAAAAGAGAAAAACAUUAACAGAAGCCAAGGGAAUGAAUCAUUACUCCCUACAACCAGAGACUGGGGAAAAAAGAAAGUACCCAGAUGAUGAAAAACACAACGGCCAGAAUAUACAGAGUAUCGAGAAUGGACCACUGCAUAAUCGCUGGGAAUCUUCUCUAACAUCUGCACGAAAGCGGGACAAAAAGAAAUCAUUCCUCCCGGAGAGUGGAGCCUCCGGCUCGAGUUCAAAUUGUUCAACUGUCGAACCAGAGCCUGCAUUAGAGUCAGAGUCAGAAUCAGAGUCGUCAGAUGAAAGUGACGUCCAAGACUGCUAUUACCCAUUCGACAAAUUGGCUAAAGACUUGAAAAGAAAUUCAAAAACCGAAAGAUACAAAAACUUAGUUAAUUCGUGCAUUUCUGAAAGCGUUGGAUGGGAAAAGAAUCAAGCAGUGCUCGACAGUCUUUAGACUACUAAGUGCAUGGAGUAUGAAUACGCUAUACUACCAUGACAUAUGCAAUAAAUUGCGAGCACAAUGCCACCCCUAAACUAAUUGAUACAUCUUCAUGUAUAUAGCAUAUUGACGCAU
Dendronephthya gigantea is the source of this 1546-nucleotide messenger RNA. RefSeq lists its product as uncharacterized. The coding region runs from base 212 to 1426 and encodes 404 amino acids. NCBI's taxonomy places the organism in Eukaryota, Metazoa, Cnidaria, Anthozoa, Malacalcyonacea, Nephtheidae. The transcript is spliced from 16 exons. The record is from RefSeq and is a predicted model, not a curated record.